Messenger RNA from Aspergillus melleus, 1944 nucleotides. RefSeq names its product NAPDH-dependent diflavin reductase (gene tah18). The record is from RefSeq and is a predicted model, not a curated record. Lineage: Eukaryota; Fungi; Ascomycota; Eurotiomycetes; Eurotiales; Aspergillaceae. The coding region runs from base 1 to 1944 and encodes 647 amino acids. Gene Ontology annotation, cellular component: cytosol. The transcript is spliced from 4 exons. Gene Ontology annotation, molecular function: FMN binding; NADPH-hemoprotein reductase activity; flavin adenine dinucleotide binding.
AUGGCAGAGAGUCGGCCACCGGCAUUGCAGAAGCGGUCUGCUCUCGUUCUCUAUGGCUCUGAAACUGGGAAUGCUCAUGAGGUGGCAGAGGAGCUGGGAGUGUUGGCUGAACGCCUGCAUUUCGUGACUCAGGUCUCCGAGUUGAAUCACGUCAAGCCGGAAAAUCUACGUUCCUACAAUGUGACUAUCUUUGCCCUCUCUACAACAGGCCAGGGAGACCUGCCCGCCAAUGCUCGAUCGUUCUGGCGGUCGUUGCUGCUGAAGAAACUCCCGCCCACAUUCUUAAGCGGGGUUAAUUUCGUCUCAUUUGGUCUGGGCGACAGCUCGUAUCCAAAGUUUAACUGGGCUGCGCGCAAAUUGAACAAAAGAUUGCAGCAGCUGGGAGCAAACGAGGUAUAUCCUUGCGGGGAAGCCGAUCAGCAACAUCCAGAAGGCCUCGAAGGGACCUUUCUUCCAUGGAUGACAGAUCUCCGCAAGCACUUGCUAGAGACAUAUCCACUACCGCCAGGACUAGAUCCGAUACCGGACGACGCCCAGUUGCCCCCUAAAUGGGUUCUGCAACCACAGGCCCAGGACACGUCAGAUCAGACGGAUACCUCUGUACCAGGGACCCAGGAGGCUCACGCGGAAUCAGAUGCGUUCCCAGGUCUCACUCGAUUAGAUCAUGAUCUGAGACCCAUCCCAGAUACCUUGGCGGCCACCCUCACGGGCAACAAGCGCGUGACACCGCCGAAACACUGGCAAGACGUGCGACAUGUCUCACUGACCGUGCCUGACUUCGUCUCCUACAACCCAGGAGACAUGCUCGCCAUUACGCCGAAAAACUUCGCCGACGAUGUAGAGGCAAUGAUCAAGAUGAUGGGCUGGGAGGAACAAGCCGACCUGCCAGUUUCGCUAGUCCCUAGGGAUAGCCAGCAGAUAGUAGACGAGGAACAUCUUCCCCCGAUUCUCGGUCUCGAAAAAUACCCGAAACUGACGUUGCGAGCGCUUCUGAUGGACUACUUGGAUCUCCGAGCCAUUCCUCGUCGCGCGUUUUUCUCAACGAUAGCCCAUUACACCAAGGAUGAAAUGCACAAAGAACGACUGCUAGAAUUCACGAAUCCCGAAUUCUUGGAUGAAUUCUGGGACUACACAACCCGACCACGGCGUAGCAUCAUCGAGGUGCUGUAUGAAUUCGACUCGGUCAAGAUCCCGUGGCAGCAUGCCGUUUCGGUCUUUCCCGUUCUUCGGGCGAGGCAGUUUAGCAUUGCUAGCGGCGGAGAGCUGAAGCGAACCCCGGAAGGAGGGACGAAGUUCGAGCUACUGAUUGCCACAGUGAAGUACAGAACCAUUAUCAAAAGAAUAAGGGAGGGCGUGUGCACCAGAUAUCUCUCCGUGCUCCGCCCCGGGAGUACGUUGAGAGUCCAGCUUCAACGAGGGGGUUUGAAUUCAUCCGUAAGUCAGCUCACCGGCACAACGGUGCUGAUAGGUCCCGGCACUGGAGUCGCGCCCUUACGAUCCAUGCUUUGGGAGAAGGCGGCUCUCGUCAAGGAGUACAAACUUCAGAAUCAGGGCGCUGAGCCACCCAUCGGGCCGUCCAUCCUCCUCUACGGCGGCCGCAAUCGGGCCUCGGAUUACUUCUUCGAGGAUGAGUGGGAACAGCUACGCGACUUGAUCAAAUUGCAAGUAUUCACGGCGUUCUCCCGCGACCAGGGCCAAAAGAUCUAUGUGCAGGAUGUUAUCCGCCAGAACCUCGGCCUGUUCUACCAAUUCCUGCAUGAACUGUCAGGCAGCGUGUACGUUUGCGGUUCAUCGGGUCGGAUGCCACAAGCCGUCCGAGAGUCUCUAACUGAGGCCUUCCAACGUGGAGGAGAGCCCGAAGGAGAGGUCUCCAGCCGAGAGGAGGCAGAAGAGUAUCUGAUCGGUAUGGAGAAAAUAGGGCGGUACAAGCAAGAAACGUGGUGA